This is a messenger RNA of Paramormyrops kingsleyae, 2592 nucleotides long. RefSeq names its product heat shock protein beta-1-like. Gene Ontology annotation, cellular component: nucleus; cytoplasm. NCBI's taxonomy places the organism in Eukaryota, Metazoa, Chordata, Actinopteri, Osteoglossiformes, Mormyridae. Gene Ontology annotation, biological process: response to heat; protein refolding; negative regulation of apoptotic process. The record is from RefSeq and is a predicted model, not a curated record.
AUUUUAAAUAAUCAUGUUUUGAGCAGUAACGACCUGAGAUUCACACACUUCUUUGUGUGUUUUUUAAGUGUGUUUGGAGCCUGAAUGUUAUACUAACACAGAAGGCAGCAUAUUGUUUGCAUAUACCACAAUCGAUGUAUAGGUAUGUCCAUAAGACACAACAUCCUGUGACUGCUUGGAAACUGCAAAUUCUUUGCAUUUCUGUUUUCAUUUAGACAGUUCACCUAUUGUGCGGGGCGAAGUAAGUGAAGCACAAUAAAUGUCAGACGUGUUUAAUUUCAGUGGACCCUCCUCUGCCAGAGAAUAUUGCCAGGACGCGCUGUACUUUAUCAAACGGCAGUGAUCUCAUUCGCAGAGGGAGCUACAACGGGAGAAUAUCGCACCGUUACUGGCCUUGACUAUAAGGUUGCCUAAGCGAAGGGGCGUAGACUGUAUUUAUCAGAACUUCGGAUACUCUCGGGAAAUGUUAGUGUCCUGGGGUUGUACCCAGUGGGCUGGGCUAUAAAUAGGGGCAGUCAGCAUCUCCAUCGCCGAGCGGCUCGGCAGUGACCCCCCCCUCCCCACCUACCAGGAGCAUCACCUCAUUCCCACCUUCCCCUCUCAUAGGAUCACUGUCCCUGCUGAAGAAUUCCAACGGCUCCUCUUGGCUCACAGCUGCCUUCCAUUUACCCGGACAUUACAACAGCCGUUUGAACUGUGUUGUAUUCGAGCUCUCGCUGUCUGUCGCAUCUCUCUGCAUCCUCUUCCCACACUCCUGCUCCCCGCUACACCAUGACUGACCACAGCAAGGUGGUACCACGCCCGCUCUUCCACCGGGACAUGAACUCGGACCCUUUCCAUGAUUGGGCUCGGCCGAGCCGGAUCUUUGAGCAGGACUUGGGGCUGCCUCCAUUCUUGGAGCCGGGGGACCUUGGCUGGAUCAACUGGGCCCGACGCCGCCUUGCUACGUCAUCCUCGCCGGGGUAUACGCGGACCCCGCUCUUUGCCCCAUCCGGCCUGCCUGGCCCCCAGCACCAACACCAGGUAUCUGGGGGCGUGUCGGAGUUCAGGACCGGGCCCGACUGCUGGAAGAUUGUGCUGGAUGUGAAACACUUCUCACCGGAGGAAAUCACAGUCAAAACCAAGGAGGGCUACCUGGAGAUAGCAGGGAAGCAUGAGGAGAGACAGGAUGAACAUGGAUUCGUCUCCAGAUGCUUCACAAGGAAAUACAAGCUCCCUUCUGGGGCGGACCUUCUGCACAUCAGCUCGUCGCUUUCUGGGGACGGUGUGCUGACUGUGGAAGCCCCGCUGCCUCCCCCAGGUCCCACACUCACGCCGGAGAUCUUCAUUCCCAUCCAGGUGGAAGAGGAAGGAAAAAACAGGGAGAAGGAUCUGAGAGAGAUGAAGCAAGGGUAUUUAGAGGAAACAGCACCCCCUGCUGGUGGGGAGAAGCACUGGGCAAGAGAGGAGAAGCCCCAGUCUGGAGCUACUCCUUAUGCCACUAACCAGUCAGAACAGGAGGAGGUGAAGCUGUAAAUGGGAAACCUGGUUUGGUGCAGUGGACCAGCCUGGCACACCAUCACAACGUGCUUGAUCCAGACCCGCUUUCAACACUGUACAGCCCAAGCCUUGAUAACGCAUGACCCGCACUGAGCAGACGUCUGGGUUAGGGAGGAUUAAUCACGCGACGCAGCAGCUAGUAACCAGUGACCGGCUUUUCUGACUGAAAACGGAGUCGCAUAUCAAAUAUUCAGCAUAAACUAAGUAUAAAUUAACUGAAUGAUGGCUUCUCUAGGAGCUGCCAGGACACUGAUAAAGGCAGUCAGUGUGGCUCCCACCGCUUCUCCUUAGUUAACCUUAAAACCACUUAACCUGUGUUUUGUUCAAAACUCAAAAACGGUCAUCAUUUAGUCAUCUGACUGUUUAUUUAUAUAGAUUUAUAUACCACAAUUAUACGUACCAGUAAAAAAGAACACAAAUUACUUAUAAACUCUAAUAAUCUCAGGAAUAUGGAAGAUGCAUAUUUUACAGUCCAUUUCAUUCAGAUUCCAACAGAAAAGAAAGGUAAUUAUAAUAGGAUGGCUGGUGGGGGUUAGAACCGAGGAUUGUGGGGCCGGUGAGGUCUUUGUCAUUGUCCCACCGUGUGUGAGCUACGCGCGUCCCUGUGUCAAGCCACGGGUGUCUCCUGAGCACUGGGCUCUGACUCUCCACCCUUGGUGCCGACGGCAUCCCUGCUGAAGAGGUAGUAGGGUGGGGUGUGCGGAGCCUCGAUAAUGAGGACGCCCUCGGGGGAGAGGGAGGCGAAGACCGCCAGGGGGUCGACGGUGCCUGGGAUCCUGGGGACAGGAGUGAGAGACAGAGCUUAUGCCAGAAACCCGGCCAAGGCUGUCAGGCUCUGCCUCAGCUGAUUCCACUCAAACCCUCCCCACAGCUUCACUGGUUCACUUACCAAUUAUAUAUAUUUUGUCUACUGAUGCAUAUUCUUCAAAAUAAUAUAACUGAUAUAUUUACUUUCUGAGUAUUAUGUUAAGUAGCUACAGUCUUGAAUAUGUUGUACACUUUUUAAAUGUAAAAAUUAUAACCAUGCCAAUAAACUAUUCAGACACAACUGAA